This is a messenger RNA of Kwoniella mangroviensis CBS 8507, 1644 nucleotides long. RefSeq lists its product as uncharacterized. The record is from RefSeq and is a predicted model, not a curated record. The transcript has 12 exons. Lineage: Eukaryota; Fungi; Basidiomycota; Tremellomycetes; Tremellales; Cryptococcaceae. Gene Ontology annotation, biological process: transmembrane transport. Gene Ontology annotation, molecular function: transmembrane transporter activity. Bases 1 to 1644 code for a protein of 547 amino acids.
AUGAAAGUGAAAGGUCAGACGCCAUUGCCUUUCGCUCAGAUAGCUGUGUUGAUGGGUGUGAGGUUGGCUGAGCCUAUCGCGUAUACAGUGAUCUUCCCAUUUGUCAAUCAGAUGGUAGAGGAAUUAGGAGUGACAGAUAAUCCAGAUAGGAUAGGUUUUUAUUCUGGAUUAGUUGAAUCGGUAUUUGCAUUUGCUCAAUUCUUUACCGUAUAUCACUGGGCGAAAUUAUCAGACAAGAUCGGAAGGAAGCCUGUGAUCCUCUUUGGGCUAAUAGGAGUUGUAGUAUCAGGAUCGUUAUUUGGACUGGCAACUUCUUUCUGGAUGAUGAUUGCCUUUCGAUGCUUGAGCGGAGCGCUAAAUGGGAAUGUAGCGGUCAUCAGAGCUGCUAUUGGAGAUAUCACCGAUUCCACCAAUUCGACCGACGCUUUUGCGAUGUACGGUCUAACUUGGACUGUCGGAGCGAUCGUAGGCAAUGCUCUCGGUGGAUCCUUGUCACAUCCCUUCGAGAGAUUUCCAAAUCUCUUUGGUUCCCUGGAGAUACUUCGAACCUAUCCAUACCUAUUACCAUGUCUCGUAACGGCCGGUUUGACUUUGAUAGGUAUCCUAUUCUGUCUGAUAUUUUACCACGAGUCCCUACCAACUUUGGCAAACAAUGGGAAAGGCUCAUUGUCAUUCUUAUCAUUAUCAACCAUGUCAUUCAACAAUAAUAGAAAAUCACAUAAGAGAUAUCAAUCAAGUUCGUCUUUGAUAUCCGAGAGUGAAACUCUAGUAGGAGAUGAAGAAUCACCUUCAUCUUCGACUUCAGCGAAUAUAUUAUCAGAAUUACCCAGAGGAGAAGAUGGACCUGAACCGUUGUUUACGCCUACACGGAAGAGCGAGUGGGGAUUCUGGGAGUUGAUGGGGGUUAAGAAAGUUAGAGUCAUGGCUGCUACUGCUUUUUUGAAUGCUUUCGUACAAGGUGCUUGGAAUGCAGCUUGUCUUUUAUUCUUCUUCGAUCGAAAUAAUGGUCUAGCGAUGUCUGCCUCAUCCAUUGGAACCGCGUUCGCCAUCAACGGCCUCGUGACUAUCAUCGUCCAGCUGGUCUUGUUAACUCGUAUCAAGAGGUUAUUCGGAAUUGCAGGGGGUUACAAAGUCCUAACUAUAGGUUGGAUAUUCGUUUGGUUAUUCUUACCUCUUCUACGUCUAACGAAACCCCCUGGUGGGUGUGGUGGAUGGACCUUAUCGAUAUUCGUCAACGUAUACCUAUCAUUCGUGACUGUCAUUAACCUUACCGGUAGUUUAUUGAUGGUUUUGAUUAAUACUGCUUCUCCUGAUAAGAGUGCUUUAGGAGCUAUAAAUGGGAUAGGAACAGCGGUAGGAUGCAUGGCAAGAGUGAUCGGGCCAUCAUUGAUCUCAGCGUUAUUUGCGUACUCUAUGGAAACUCGAUUUAUGAACGGAAGAGCCUGGUGGAUCUUCAUGGUAUUAAUGUCAAUUAUCAAUCUCGUUGUUUCCUUCUUAGUUGAUAACGAACAGGAACAUCCCAACUCGCAUGAGGAAGAAGAACUUGCCAUGGGUCUUUUGGCAGAUAACGAAGAUCGAAACGAUGAUGACGACGAGCUGACGCCUGUGGAAAGGAGCAGCACGGCGAGAGAAUUGCCUAGAUAA